Molecule: messenger RNA, 6154 nt
Organism: Exophiala xenobiotica
Lineage: Eukaryota; Fungi; Ascomycota; Eurotiomycetes; Chaetothyriales; Herpotrichiellaceae
Exons: 2
Coding region: 466-5796 (1776 amino acids)
Molecular function (GO): guanyl-nucleotide exchange factor activity
Source: RefSeq, a predicted model, not a curated record
CAGGAACCUACCUAGGUACCUUUUAGGUAUGCUCGGCAGCCUUAUUGCCCGACGUUGUCAUUCUCCUCCGUAGACCAUCCCAUCUGUCUCGCUGACUGCACUCACGGCCUGCGACAAUUGUCCUUGUCUGUUGCCAACGAUCCAUCUUCGCCUAUUCCUCCACUGGUCGACAUGGCUAUUGAACUGUUCAGCUUUAUCCGUGCAUCUUGACGCUCACCCUCACAUUCAUGCGUACCUGAGCCGAACCCUUUCUGCCUUCGAGGUUGCCUUGCGAUCGCACCGCCGUCACCACAGAUGAGCCUACGCAACCAGCCCAACGUCAUCGUGGCCGAGUGACUGGUGCUGUCGGGGUGCCUUUGUAGCCUUCCUCGAAGCGUCGAACAUGCGCAGCGACUUCACGAUCCAAGCCUGCGCUGAUUUCUCCCCUCCUUGUCGCGACAGUCCUACGCUGCUCCACCGCUGACAAUGGCCAGCUAUCAGAAUGGACAGCCUUACUACCCUCCAAACAAUCACCCUUCGUCCAGUCAAAAUGUCCCCUAUGGCUCGCAGCCUCUAUAUCCCUCACGGCCCUUGGAGCGCACGUCGAGUUUUGAUGCUGGAGAUGACGAGAGGCUGUUUGGCGAGGAUCAGCCACAACAGCGGGGUGCUCAGGGAUAUCAGUCCUACGCUGGGCCAGCCGGAGCAAAUCCACAGAUGAAUAGAACACAGUCUGCCAAUGCCUACGGCCCGGCCACGACACCGUUCAGGACAAAUACGCAGCAUACGGCACUGGGUGGAUAUCAACAUCAACACCCGCAGCCCGGGCUGCCCGCCCACCAAUCCUACAACCCUGCCCAGUACCAGCAGCAACACCAACAGCCUGCAUACACUACUCAAGCGUACGCCUCUCCAGCAGCUGCUUCUUACCCUAACAGCGCAUACCAGCCAUAUGUCCCUGCCGCCUACGGAGAUCAGAACCUCAAUCGUCGAGCCUCCGUGUACAACAGCUACGGUUACUACGAUGCCAAUUCUCAAGUCAACUAUUCCGCUUCUCAGCCUCCUCCACCUCCACCUCGUCCUGAUCAACCAGCUUAUCAAAACACUCCAGCUUAUAAUGCUUAUGAGCGCGACGUCUCCCAGCCGUACCCUGCCCGUCACCCCAGUUCCUCCUCCACUGGACACAGUCAAUCAGCAUAUUCUCCGCCGGCGCCAGUUCCACCACCACACAACUCGUCGCUGCUGGAGAGGCGACAUUCACGAUCGACGAGCAUACAAGAGGAAAGAUUGUCGUAUGGUUCUGGCAUAUCGGCCCCGUACCAAAACCCCACACUUACUGCUUACUCGUCUCCCGAUAUCAACCGGAACUCGUCCUUUGCGAGCCGCAUAAGCAAUCAGUCGGUGUCGCCACAACCGUCAAUCCCGACGCCUCCCAGCAGAAACCCUUCGAAUGCUUCUCCCCAGCGAACCGGCACCCUUAAUCGGCACCCUCAAGGAAGAUCUCUUCCCGGAGUACCCUCGGAAUCCGAGUCUGAUAACGACUAUUUCACGCCCGGUGGUACGCAGCACGCUACGCGUAGCUCGGCAUCAGCAGGCUACGACGACUUGAUGCACCACCUGGACGAGGCGAUAGGAGGUAGCUCCCUACAUAGCAGGUCUGCCAGCGACCAAAGGUUCCGCAACUCUAGAGGUGAGGCAGCGGAUGGUUUGUUCCAGCAGCAGCCUUCUCCCCAGCCUCCUCUUUCACCAGAUGAGGUACCCACCCAUCUUAAUGGCACUAUUGCCUCGACUGGAGACACCUUCAUCAAUUAUGGCGCAUUCACCGACGACAGCGAUGCUGAAGCGGCAGCUGGCCUUGCCGCUAUGCAAGCACUGGAUGCACAAGAGAGAGCCGAGGAUGCUCGUCGGCGGAGUGGCUCGGCGACUCUCUUUCCCAGUCAGCCUCUUCCGGAGGAAACCACUCCUAGACUGUCCUCCCAAGAACACAGCAGCGACAGCGACUACACUGGGUAUGACCUCAGUUCAGCUGGCGGAGGUUAUGCACCUGACCUUUCCUACGGCGAGGCCACCGUAUCAAACUACGCUGCUGCAGCUUCAAUGCCCCAAACAGAGCUUUACAGCCGAUUGAAUACACGCAUGAGUUCGGUCCGAAGUUCUGGUGUGUCCUCUGAAGGCCGGGAGUCUCAAGCAAGCGGAUACGAAUCGCUACCUCCCAUUGACACAAUGCAUUCAUACCCUAUCACUCCAAAUGUGGCUCGCGUAGACACCGGCGGGACAGGCGGUCUUACAGAACCGAGUCCACACCCUAGGCGGCUAAGUUAUGAAGAUGGUGAUGAAGGCGUGUUCCUAGAUUCUGAUGUUGGGGGAAGAUCGGGGGACACAAGCCCUUCUCGAGACUCCAUACCGGAUUUGUUUUUCCAUCCUGGUAUGAGCCAGCAACGGCCACUGCCUCCACCUCCAUCACACUCGGAUCCCGGUCGAUUACCCCAUCUGAUGCCUGCCGGCACCUAUACUCAACAAAGCCGGUUUUCGCAGUACAGUGAUACCAACCGACAAAGCUUUCCUGCAGCUCCAGAUGCCUAUUCCAACACCUUGCUCAGUCCGACCACCGUACCUCGGUCGACUUCCUUGUCCAGCACGCGAAGUGCUCCUCGCGUAGACUAUCCGAGCCGAUCAAAGACAGAUGCCGACCGCCAGAAGCUGUUGCGACAGCAAGGACGACCCUCGUCAGAUCUCUACGAUAUUGCCAGCCCACAAUCUGCUGUGGCGCUUGAUCUGCCGGCAAUACCCAAAAAAAGGUACAAUCCUGCCAAGCUGACGGCUGAUCAAUUCAAGAAAUGUUCCGAACCAUGGGCAUUGAGUUCUAUCUUGGAGUGGAUUCGAGAACUCGCGGAAGAAGAAGUCGAUCUGAAAGAGCACCACAUUGCCGAGGGCAUUGUCGCGCUUUUCAUGCAUAAAGUGCCGACAAUGUACGUCACUGAGGCUGAAGCCCUGGGAGAUAGGGUGGUCAGGGAGAUGCUAGCCGCCAACGCUCUGGUCAGAGAGGAAGAAUGGGUCAAAUUCGGGCCUGGACACUUGUCAGGCGUUCUUUAUCAACUGACGGGCUCUGGAUGCUACUCUACGAAGCUGCAUGUAUCGCAAGGCAAGGGACGGUGCUAUUCGUACCAUUGCACGAGGACCCUCAGAAAGGUUGAUCUCGACACCUUGCCCGAAGAGAAGAAAUCUGAGGACUGGGCGACGUACUACAAACUCAAAAAGGAAGACAUUGAGACCCACGAGAAGAAGGAAAUCGAGCGCCAGAAUGUGCUGCACGAGGUCGUCACAAGCGAAGACCUCUACAUCAGCCAGUUGGACGUGCUGAGGGUACUCUAUCGAGACAGGCUCUCCGCUGCACAGCCUCCCAUUAUACCCACCAAGAAACUGCCUGGCUUCCUCAAAGAAGCCUUUGGUGGUGUUGACAAGGUCAAGAAAGUCAAUCAAGAUUAUCUUUUGGGCCAACUCAAAUAUAGGCAGACUGAGCAGGGACCUUGGAUCGUCGGCUUCAGCGACAUCUUCCGCGAAUGGAUCAGAAAGGCUCGGCCGGUCUAUGUCGAAUACGCAUCCAACUUUCCCCGAGCGGACUAUCUAAUGCGCCGAGAGGCGGAACGAAAUAUUCACUUCAAGAGUUUUCUGGAUCAAGCCCGAGAAGAUAAACGUUCAAACCGUUUGGGUUGGGAUAACUAUCUCAAAGCUCCCAUCACGAGGUUGCAACGCUACAGUCUGCUGUUAUCGACUGUUCAGAAGAACAUGGUGAAGGAAUCCGAAGAGAAGAAUAACCUUGCCUUUGCGCUUGACGAGAUCCGUGCGGCCACUUUUGAGUGUGACUCGAAGUUUGCCGAAAUGACGAAAAAGAUGGAAUUGAUUGAAAUGCAGACCAAACUAAGGUUGCGACCGCCCAUGGAGAAGGAGGUUGAGCUCAAUCUGGACCACCUGGGCCGGGAGAUUAUAUUCCGUGGUGAGUUGCAACGCGCUGGUGGUAAGGGCUUUCAAUGGGUCGAUACACAUGCCAUUCUCUUCGACCAUUACCUGGUGCUUGCAAAACCACUCAGCCGUGACCGCAAAGAAGGCUACUAUGAUGUGUCAAAAGUACCUAUACCGAUGGACUUGCUCGUCUUGGAGAGUGCAACAGAUCCUGCUGUGGUCAAGUCAUCUGUCAAAGGUAUUGGCGCCGUGACCACUACUGUCGUGCCUCGGGGGCAGCCACCGCCUGACAAUCGACUAAAUCGGGCACAGUCGUCCUCCAGUGGCGGGCCAGGUACUUUAAGCCACCAGAACACGAACCUCUCGAUAGGGUCUGGGAAUACCAGUCAAUCAAUGGUGCCAAUAACGACAUUGGACUCCGGAAGCUCGAAAGAGGAAAAGAUUAUGUAUCCUUUCCGCAUCAAGCAUCUCGGCAAGACAGAGACAUACACGCUAUAUGCCCCUACUGCCCAGAACCGACAAGAUUGGUGUGAGGCCAUUAUUCAAGCUAAGACAAGGCAUGCUGAAGCUUUGUUUUCUCAGAACGCGGAGCCAUUCAAGCUUCGAGUCCUGGCAGAUACCGCUUUUGGUUACGAAGGGCUUUCUUAUCCUGGGAAGCGGUUCAUGAUCCGUGGUACACCACUGGAUAGAGCCAUUCAAGAGUCUGAAAAGAAAUUCGAAGGACAAGGCCGGCCAGCACCCGUCUGCAGAGCACAGGUGAACUGUGCAACCGUCUUCAAUCAACCUUAUGGCAGACUCAUGUGCGCUGUUGGAACUGACUAUGGUGUCUACAUCUCCGAGUAUCAAAACUCUCGGGGAUGGAUCAGGGCCAUCCAAAUGCAGCGCGUGACUCAGAUCGCGGUGCUCGAGGAGUUCAAUCUGUUCUUGCUGAUAUCGGACAAAGCUUUGAUUGCCUAUCACCUGGACGUCAUCUGUCCGCCUUCUGGAGUACCAGUGACACAAAAUGAUGCCUCGAGUCGCAAAGCGCCUCAGAAGCUGUCUGGCUCUAAAGAUGUCGGCUUCUUUGUGUCCGGGAGAAUGAAGGAAAGGACUUUGGUGUUCUACAAGAAACGCGACGGCAUUGCCUCCACCUUCAAGGUACUCGAGCCUGUCCUACAAAAGAGCACAACGAGCCGAUCGCGCUUCUUGCCCUCGGCAUCACGGCGAGGCCAAACAGAAUUCUUCCGAGAGUAUGAUGAGUUCUACAUCCCUGCCGAGUGCUAUAGUCUCAAUCUGUUCCAAUCUAGCCUUGCCAUAUCGACAGCGAGAGGCGUGGAAGUCUUGACCUUGGAAAAGAAGCAGACAUGGAGUGUACCAAACUUGAGAAGUGAACAGCCCGACACCCAAGCUCAUCUGACCUCAAUCGCAAGCCGUAUCAAAGACCUAAAACCCUUGGGUAUGUUCAGACUCGGGGAAGCUGAAUUCUUGGUCACGUUUGAAGAAUGUGCCGUGUAUGUCAACAAGCAUGGCGAUAUAUCGCGCGGAGUUGUGAUGGAGUUUGUGGGUCGAGCCAAAUCGGCGUGUCUAUAUGCGCAAUACUUGUUACUGGUCGAUGAUGACUUUGUUGAAAUACGAGACGCACAGAACGGCAGACUCAAGCAGGUUAUCGUUGGAAAGGAUAUCAAACUGCUUGAUGACGGCGGUGGCGGAUCUGGAGGUGCUCAAAGUCAGACGCAGGCUGCGUUAGGAGGUGGAAUCAAUGGGCUGGGACUCAAGAACUUUGGAAAUGCACCUCGGAUGCCCAAGCUCGCGCUCCAGCACCCGGAGCAUGAAAAGAGCCACGUCAUUGUUGAGCUGCUGUUGACUACUGAGAUGGAGUAGGGCGCAUCUUGUCUACAUGGGAGCUCUGGUAGGUUUGGCGCUGCUCAUCACUAAUGAUACUGGCGCCCUGUUUCAGUCUGCAUGAGAUGUGGAUGAAGGGAUGGAGAAGGUAUGAUUGAACGACGUUGGCCUGGAUGCCAUAUCGGAUAGGCAAACUAUCCUUUUAUUGUUAUGUCUGAUGCAGGCGGUGGGAUGAAGAUACCAGAAUCUGAUAACAUUCUAUCAAGAGACGUUGGAUAUUGAUUGCUUUGAAAGAACAUCUGAUUUGUACUACCUCUGUACUAUUAUCAUAGUACUCUAGUAUUGAUUCCACCCCUUCUGACAGACAUGGAUCAAUACCUAGCUAGACAACAUCCUG